AUGACGCUGGCGCGCUGUGCAAGCUUGGGGCAUCUCGCUCCAGCGACAUUCAUUGCGGGGUUCGGUCAAUCCAGCCUGAUACCGAUUUCAUCCUUUAAUCAACUCCGACAUACCCGCAGCAUAUCUUUGCUAUCAUACGAAGAAGUCUCAGCUGGGUCACCCACGCCCGAGCACCCGGUUGCCUGCCCCAGUAGGACCCUGCUAGUGCUCCACGGCCUAUUGGGCUGCGGUCGCAACUGGCGAAGUUGGAGCCGACGUCUGGUAGAGGCUGCUGCCGCCAGCCACCCACCCGAGGGAGGGCCUUGGCGGGCAUUGCUGCUGGACAUGCGCUGCCAUGGCGGAAGUGCACAACGACCCGGUCUGCACCCUCCCAACAACAUGCUGUCCGCCGCGGAGGACGUGUCCCGGCUUGUACGACAUCUGCUGGGAUCUCAUGCGCCAGGGGCAGUACUGGGGCAUUCCCUGGGGGGGAAGGUGGCGCUGGCGCUGGUACACCAAGCAGCAGCAGCAGCAGCAGCCGCGGCUGCACGCAGCGCAGCUGAUGCCGCUGCCGCGGCGCCGACGGCGCCGGCAUCGCCGCAUGCGCCGUCAGCAGCAAGGGCGGCAGCACUUGCGGCGGCAACGGCCGGCGCCCCGCAGGGGACAGCGGCGGCAGCCAUAGCGGCGGCGACGGCGGCGACAGGCGAAUGGUGCGCCUUGCCGCGACAGCUGUGGAUACUCGACUCCCAGCCAGGUCUGGUGCCGGCGGAUCUUGACGCCGGCACGGGCAUCUCCAAGGUGCUGAACACCGUGCACUCUGUACCGUUGCCCAUACCUGCCAGGACCUGGCUGCUUCGCUACCUGCGGGAGCGAGGCCUCAGCGACGCGCUGUCACAAUGGCUGGCGAGCAACCUGGUGCCGCUGCGGGGGGCGGCGGCUGCAGCUGCUGCUGCUGCACCUUGGCAUACGACGGUGGCGGGAGUAUCUGCAGUGGCAGCCGCUGCAGCCGCUGCAGCCCCGGCUGCUACUGCUACUGCGGCCGCGGCUUCAUGCCUUCGUGGCAGUUUCCAGCACCACGUGCUAGACCGUGCGGGUCACUGGCUCCAUGUGGAUAACCCCGACGGACUGUUGAAACUGGUUUUGCCGAGAUUGGCAGGGCUGUAG
Volvox carteri f. nagariensis is the source of this 1143-nucleotide messenger RNA. RefSeq lists its product as uncharacterized. Bases 1 to 1143 code for a protein of 380 amino acids. The record is from RefSeq and is a predicted model, not a curated record. The transcript has 6 exons. Lineage: Eukaryota; Viridiplantae; Chlorophyta; Chlorophyceae; Chlamydomonadales; Volvocaceae.